CAAAAAACAUGGCGCUCUCCUGUCGACAAAUUUUGUUGAUGAUUGGAAUGCUAGUCACCGGCAGUAUCAACACGCUGAGCAAAAAAGCACAAAACGACUGUAGGGCUCCAGGAUACCCGGACCACAAAGCCAAUGGUACAACCUCUCCUCAUGACUUUAACCAUCCAUGGUUCCAGACACUCAUCAUGUUCAUCGGGGAGACAAUUUGUUUGAUUGGUUUUUGUGUGGUGCGCAAACGGGAUCGAGAUAGGUGGAGGGCAGAGAGCCAUAUUAAUGCAGCUGAGAUGCCGCACCCAAACAGACUGAUCCAGCUGGUCGUGGCUUUCCCUACUGUGUGUGAUCUGGUUGGAACUUCACUGGCAGGUAUUGGCCUGGUGUACGUGGAUGCUUCAGUUUGGCAGAUGUUACGGGGCUCCAUCAUCAUAUUUGCAGGAAUUUUAUCCAGGAUAUUCCUGAAACGUCAGCUUGGUUGUAUAAAAUGGACAGGGAUGUUUUUCACCAUGGGGGGUUUGGUGCUCGUAGGCUGUUCGAGUAUAUUCAAGGCGGACAGUAGCAACCGAAAUGCUGGCAACACAAUUCUAGGUAUAAUACUGAUCAUAUCCAGUCAGAUUGUCAGUGCUUCUCAGAUGAUUAUAGAGGAAACAUUCCUAAAGAAAAAAAGUCUUCAUCCACUGCAGGUUGUUGGACUUGAAGGCAGCUAUGGUGUUAUUUUCAUGUCUGUGAUAGUCCUUCCAGCUAUGUACUAUAUCCCGGGGUCAGAUGUAAACAAUAGCUACGAGAACAGUCUGGACGCCCUGUACCAGAUUGCAAAUGAUUCCCGGCUACUGGUGUUCUGUCUGCUAUACCUGCUCUCUAUUGCUUUCUAUAAUUACUUUGGCCUAGCUGUCACCAAGUCUCUCACAGCUGUACAUCGUACUUUGAUUGACGCCUGUAGAACAAUCAUAGUUUGGGGAAUUGAUCUCUUUGUCUACUAUGCAUUUGAUAAGGGGUUUGGUGAACCGUUUGAUAAAACCUAUGGUCUGUUACAAGUGGAUGGUUUCCUGUUCCUACUGAUCGGUACAGCCUUAUACAAUAACCUAGUGGACCUCAGUUGGAUACCCUGUCUACGCAGUUGUGUCUCACAAUCGACCACCCAGCCACUGAAUCACCAGGGCAACAUCCAAGAGGCUAGCGACUCGGAGAGCGAGGAUGAAUAUAAAACUGUGUCAGAAAGAAGUAGACUUUUACAGGGAAGUGAUUGAAUUUUAAAAUAAUUCUAAAAUGGUACUAGAUUUAUUUAAGAUUUUACAUUGUUAUUGGUAUACACAAAAUAGAUCAAUACCCAAAAUCAACCAUUUUUAAUAUACUUAUAUGGUGAAAUCUGUUAUAAUGGAGCACUAUGGACUCCUCUAAAUUGGCUGUAUAGAGAGGUUGUCAAAACCCACAGGCUGAAAGUAUUUAGGAGAAAUGAGAUUAUGUGAUACUAUGAAAUAACAUUAUAUCUUACAGUUUGAUAUUGAUGCAUCAUUUGUGGCAAUGAAAAUAUUUAUGAAGUUUCUAAGUUUUAAAAGAGUAAACAUCUGUGAAUGGAUAUUUUCAUUGCCAUAGUUCCAUAUUUUGGAAGUCUUUAUUAUUAAGUAGUUAGCUGGGAUAUGUGGUAAUCAAUGAUGUGAGAAAUCGAUGAUUAGAAAGUGAUAAAUGAAAGGUGUGAUUAAUGUUCUCUAUGUAGAGACACGGUAGUCUAGUGGUAAGACAGCGGGAUCGUGACCGAAGGGUUGCAGGUUCGAGUCAUGU
Molecule: messenger RNA, 1773 nt
Organism: Mizuhopecten yessoensis (Yesso scallop)
Lineage: Eukaryota; Metazoa; Mollusca; Bivalvia; Pectinida; Pectinidae
Product: solute carrier family 35 member F6-like
Exons: 13
Coding region: 9-1241 (410 amino acids)
Biological process (GO): pyrimidine nucleotide-sugar transmembrane transport
Cellular component (GO): intracellular membrane-bounded organelle; Golgi membrane
Molecular function (GO): pyrimidine nucleotide-sugar transmembrane transporter activity
Source: RefSeq, a predicted model, not a curated record